Messenger RNA from Trematomus bernacchii (emerald rockcod), 1728 nucleotides. It is a transcript of the gene bloc1s4, whose product is annotated as biogenesis of lysosomal organelles complex-1, subunit 4, cappuccino. Gene Ontology annotation, cellular component: BLOC-1 complex. The record is from RefSeq and is a predicted model, not a curated record. Lineage: Eukaryota; Metazoa; Chordata; Actinopteri; Perciformes; Nototheniidae. The transcript is spliced from 5 exons. The coding region runs from base 55 to 786 and encodes 243 amino acids.
GAUCUAGUCAGUUGACAAGGCAAAACACGGCAGUAGCUCAGAAAGACGGCCGAUAUGGACCUUCAUCGGGUGGACAGGGUGGGCCUGCUGUCUCCCCUGGAGGAGUCCAGCGCUGAGAUCAGCAGAGACAGCGGCAUCGUCUCACAAAGUGCGAGCAGUCUGUCCAUGGUGAGCGAAAUCCUCAGCAGCGGCACCGUGUCGCAGAGCCCCAGCUUUGGCGCAGCAGCCAACGUUAUCUCUCAGAGCCCCAGCCUCAACGAAGCAGCGGAGCCCGGGACCCCCGAGCAGCGGACCCCCGAGGAGCGGUCCCCGGAGCAGGACGAGGAACUGAGACACACCGCCCUCAGCUACUCCUCCUACAUCAAGGCGACAGCUGGAGAAGAGAUCCUGUGCUUGGACAAGAGCUUGGAAGAAAUGCUGACAAGAGUGGAUGAGUUUGUUGGAAUGCUAGAUAUGAUCCGUAACGAUACCUCCCAGAUAGUAAAUGAAAACCUACCUCAAAUCCAGCAGAAGUCGGAUGAAAUGAGACAAAUAUACAGAAGAAUUGAUAAGCUGGAGGCCUUUGUAAAGAUGGUGGGAACCAACGUCAACGAGAUGGAGGAUCAGGUCACACUGGCAGAGGGAGAACUAGGAACGCUACCCGGUGCUUUCAAGAAGAUCUUCCGCAGUGUCCCAGGCUUCUUAAAUAAACCGACCAGCCCAAGAAGAACAGCACCACAUCAGCGUCAAGAAAUCCCCAGCGUGUUCCAGACAGACGAUUAUUUCACAUCACAGCCAGAGCAGUGACAUGCGAGAACAUUGAACACAACACUUGGUUCUAACCUCAGAGGCCUGUUGGGUGAAGACUGUAGAGACUACUUUUACUGCCAUCCAUUGCAAAGGAGCUAUUGGUGCAUGGGCCUCGACAAAGCAAUAGUAGCCUUUCUGAACAAGUCACUGGAAGUCAAGUGCGGGAAGACAUUCUGCAUUUUUUGAGUGUCAUUUUCCUGGCAGCAACAAUCACUGAACUGUAGCAAAAUGUUUUUAAAAGUGCCUAAAUGGGUCUUAUCUCUGUCACGCUUGUUUUCGCCAUUUAUGUGGAAAAUAAUGUCAGAUGUUUGAUUUGAUUUGAAGUCAGGAGGACUAAGGAAUCCCCCUUGCCAAUAGGACACUGUAACCAAGGUACAAUUGGAGGAACUGUAAAGAUCUUAAAAUGUAUUACAAAAAGAAUUAACCCAGCUUUUUUAUAAAUAACAUUCCUGUUGUGUUUGUAAAGAAGACCUGCACGCUGUUAUUAAUUCAUCUGUAUUUCUAAUGUCUCAUCACUCUCCCUGACGCAAUAUGGAUCUCCUCUAGUAAAGCAUUUAAUGUCUUCCAUUUCAGGAAAAUUACAUUAUUGAUAGCCUGACUGUAUGGCUAUGUGGGACAUUUGCCUAAAUGAUAUUGGGCUAUAUCUUUGAUAGCACCUUUUAAAAUAAAGCACACUUUAGAUGAUUGGUUAGUUCGUAGUUCAUGUGAUUCAGUUUAGUAACUUUAACUGGAGAAAGCUUUAAUCUCGUCCUUGGGAGACAACUGUACCUAAUAAGAGAUGUGACGUCACCUUACCCAUCCAACAAUCAAUGGCUAAAGCUAUGGUUUAUUAUUUGAUUAAUUGUUUGCCAAAUAGUUCAAAAUAAAGACGUUUCAUUUACAGGUUGAUCUUGGUUUAUGUUUUUUUAAAUAAUCAUUAAAGAUUUGUUGUCCAAUGUU